Molecule: messenger RNA, 558 nt
Organism: Rotaria sordida
Lineage: Eukaryota; Metazoa; Rotifera; Eurotatoria; Philodinida; Philodinidae
Source: the annotation of a GenBank genome assembly
AUGCAAUCUAAAUCAAAUGUUCGUUUUAAUCAAUAUAGUCAAUGUUUUAUGCCUCGUUGGGCUACAGCUUGGGCUAUAAUCGGUUCAUUGAUUUGUAUAUGGGAUGCAACGUAUGUUAUAGUACGUCCUCGAAGUAUGGCAAAUGGUGAUCUAUUUCAUAUAUUUUUUCCUUAUGCAAAAUAUAUAACACUUGAUCCACUUUAUGGAAAUUUACAAAAUGCAUUUGUUAUUGCACAAAGUUGGAUGAACUAUGUUGAAAUUACUUUUACAUUAUUAUCUGUUAUAGUUUAUCAUGUUAAUGGACGACGUAAUUUAGGUUGUCUUAUUUUAUUAAUAGUUAGUGUUAUGACAUGGUCAAAAACAGUAUUAUAUUUUAUACAUGAUUAUUUUGAACGACCAUUACAUCCUCAAGAAUUACCUAUUGAAAUUGAAACAUGGGAAUAUUUAUUUCUAUUUAUUAUUCCAAGUCUUAUUUGGGUUGUGCUUCCAUUUGCUUGUAUGUGGAAUAUAGGACGACAAAUACUUAAUUUAUUAAAUGAAAAAAUAAAAUCGAAAUAA